Molecule: messenger RNA, 819 nt
Organism: Lycium barbarum (goji berry)
Lineage: Eukaryota; Viridiplantae; Streptophyta; Magnoliopsida; Solanales; Solanaceae
Exons: 1
Coding region: 1-819 (272 amino acids)
Source: RefSeq, a predicted model, not a curated record
AUGAUUCUCUCUGGUGAUGAUUUGGAUGAAAUUACUGCUCUCAAAUCCUUUUUGGACAAUCAGUUUAAAAUCAAGGAUUUAGGCACUCUUAACUACUUCCUUGGCAUUGAGGUUGCUUAUUCUCCUACUGGCUUGUUACUUCAUCAUAGAAAAUUCAUCAGAGACCUCCUCCUUGAGUAUAAAUGUGAUAUUGUUAGUCCUGUUGUUUGCCCUUUGGAUCUGUUUGUUAAGCUUCAGGUUGACAUGGGUGAUCCUUUAUCUUCUCCUGAGUCCUACAGAAGUUUAGUGGGAAAGCUUAAUUUCUUAACCCACACCAGGCCGGACCUUUCCUUUGUGGUUCAACACUUGAGCCAAUACCUACAAAAGCUAACUCAUUUCCAUUUGCAGGCAGCUCUACACCUUCUUAGAUAUCUCAAAGGGUCCCCUGAUGUUGGUGUUUUCUUCAACAGCUCAUCUGAUUUGUCUUUGACUGCUUUUUGUGACAGUGACUGGGCUGCUUGCCCUGACACUCGUCGCUCUGUCACUGGUUUUUGUGUUAUUUUAGGUGGUUCUCUUAUAUCUUGGAAGGCCAAGAAGCAACCAGUUGUGUCCCUUUCCUCAGCUGAAGCUGAAUACAGGUCCAUUAGUAAGGUUAUGGCAGAGUUGGUCUGGUUGGUGAUACAUUUGUUGAUUUUGGCCUUGCUGUGUCCUUUCGAGUUCCUGUUAAGUGUGACAAUCAAGGUGCAAUCCAUAUUGCUCGUAACCCCGUCUUCCAUGAGCGGACCAAGCACAUCGAGGUGGAUUGUCACUUCAUUCGGGCCAAGCUUAGAGAUGGUUUAA